Neltuma alba is the source of this 1498-nucleotide messenger RNA. RefSeq names its product heat stress transcription factor B-2a-like. The transcript has 2 exons. Gene Ontology annotation, biological process: regulation of transcription by RNA polymerase II. Gene Ontology annotation, cellular component: nucleus. Gene Ontology annotation, molecular function: RNA polymerase II cis-regulatory region sequence-specific DNA binding; DNA-binding transcription factor activity. The record is from RefSeq and is a predicted model, not a curated record. Bases 155 to 1117 code for a protein of 320 amino acids. Lineage: Eukaryota; Viridiplantae; Streptophyta; Magnoliopsida; Fabales; Fabaceae.
CCCCAUAAUUAUCCUCCCCCUCCUCUCUCACUCCCUUCUGUCUCACUUUCUCUCUCUUUCCCGCUUCUCGUCUGUACUGGCCGUUCUGAGAAACAAGAUUGCAGUGGGAAGCUCGUUAUCGUGAUCUGUGGUUUAUCUUGAGUUAUUUCUAGCUAUGGCUCCACAGCCGGUGGAUCACAAAUGCGAGUCCACGGCCGGUGAGUCUCAGAGAUCUAUUCCGACCCCUUUUUUAACGAAAACUUAUCAACUUGUUGACGAUCAUACCAUAGACGAUGUCAUAUCGUGGAACGAAGAUGGAACCAGUUUCGUCGUUUGGAAUCCGACGGUUUUCGCCAGAGAUUUGCUUCCUAAAUAUUUUAAGCACAACAAUUUCUCUAGCUUUGUUCGCCAACUUAACACAUAUGGUUUCAGAAAAGUGGUACCCGAUCGGUGGGAAUUCACGAACGAGUGUUUUCGCAGAGGCAAGAAACAACUUCUGUGCGAGAUUCAGCGUCGGAAAAUCUCAUCGCCUUCGACCACAGCGGCCGGUGCAACUGCGGUAGUGUCAGCCCCGACGGCGCCGCCGCCAUUGACGGCAAUACCAAUCUCUAAGCCUAUCAUAUCGCCUUCAAACUCAGGGGAAGAACAAGUCAUUACUCCGAAUUCAUCGCCGACCGGAACUCCAGCUGAACUCAUAACCGAGAACGAGAGGCUGAGAAAAGAAAACGUUCAGCUGACCAAGCAAUUAACAGAGAUGAGAUCUCUGUGUAACAGCAUAUUCAAUCUAAUGUCGAAGUAUGUAUAUAACCAAAAUAGCAGUUUGCAAGGUAGAGCGGGUGACUUCGCCGCCGUGAAACCGCUCGACCUGAUGCCGGUUGCGCGGAACGUCAGUGACGUGGAGGCGGUGGCGACGGUGGAAGACGAAAUGAAUCCAAAGCUGUUUGGGGUGGCGAUCGGUGCGAAGCGAUCACGGGAAGGCGGCGGCGGCGGAGGCGGAUGCGAUCCCGUGCUAAGCGUGCACAGAGCGGGGCCCGCAGAGAUGAGAUCAGAGCCGUUGGGUUGCCAAAGGCGGCGAGAUAACCAGGAAGCGCCGUGGCUGAAUCAGUGCCAUAACGCGAAUCAGAGAGUUUGUAAUUAACACGUGGCAUCCCCCUCCAACGUCCAAACGAUAGCCUUGGUUGCACGUGACCUUCUUUGCACGCGCCGAGUGGGUCACGUAUUUGGGAUGGGGAUGGAUUCCUGAAGUUUCUGAGAGAUGCAUGCAGACAACAUUAUCUCUCUGUUCAAGAGGAAAAUCAUAGUUCCUCUUUUUGCUCUUUUGCUUGACUUUUUUGUCAUCGAAUUGUAUGGCGACAGCUGGACUUAGGUGUGUUCUAGUGCGGAUCUUUCCCUUACCAUUUUAUACUUUUGUUUUAAAUUAUAAAAUAUUAAUUAAUGUAGAAUGUUAUCGAAUGUCCAUCAUGGUUGAUCGAUGAUGUAUCAACAUAGUACUUCUGGUAUUUAAUGUAAAGUUUUAUUU